UAUAAUUUAUACAAUUAUAUUUAUAAAAAGUAUUUCAACAUAAUUUGCUGUGCUGAUGGUAUUAGAAGUUGAACUGUAUAUGUUCCAAGUAGCUUGACAGAGAAUGUAUUACUGCAGUGUAAUAUAUCUAACAUGUCAGUUCUCCAUCAUUGUUUCAGUUGAACAGUAUUUACAACGUGAGAGCCCAGAGGACAAGAGGAGAAGAGAGGAAUCUGCUUGUUUGCUUGAAAUACAGCUGGACUACAAACGUCCAGAGGACAUUCACAGACUAAUAGAGGACAGGAACCAGAAGCUGAAGGAAAAAGAGACACAACUGGAUGACAUGACCCAGCAGGUGAGAGAGAAGGAGAGACAACAGGAGGAGCUUAGAAAAUACCUGCAGGACAAGAACAACCAAGUAGAGAAGCUCACAGUCCAACUGCAGGAGAAAGACUCUGAACUGGAGGAGAGGAACCAGAGACAGAGAGAAAAGGAGGGAGAAUUAGAAGAGAGAGACCAGCAACUGGUGAGACUAGACAGUGAAUGUAAAGAGAGAGAGAAGAGACUGAAAGAUAAUAAAAAAGAACUAGGAGAGAGAGAUGAACUACUGAAAGAGAGAGAUAAAGUGUGUAAUGAGAAAGACAAGCAGCUGAAGGAGAAAGAUGAUGAACUAAAGAGGAGGCAGGAGGAACUGGGAGAGAAAAACAAACAACUAGGAGAGAGAGACCAACGACUGGAGAGACUAGAGAGUGAAGGUAAAGAGACACAGAAGAGACUGCAAGAGAAGGACAAACAACUAAGAGAGAGAGAUGAACUUCUAGAGGACAGGAACCAGAAGCUGGAGGAAAAGGACCGACACCUGGAGGAGGUGAACAAGACACUGAGGGAGAGUGAAAAGAGGAUAGAAGAGAAGGAUUCACUCCUGGAGGAGAGGAAUAAACAACUAGAGGACACAGAGAGCAGACUGGAGGAAACCAAAACACAACUGAAGGAGAAGAACCAACACCUUCAGGAGAAAGAGACACAACUGGAUGACAUGACCCAGCAGGUGAGAGAGAAGGAGAGACAACAGGAGGAGCUUAGAAAAGACCUGCAGGACAAGAACAACCAAGAAGAGAAGCUCACAGUCCAACUGCAGGAGAAAGACUCGGAAGUAGAGGAGAGGAAACAGAGACUGAGAGAGAAGGAGGGAGAAUUAGAAGAGAGAGACCAACGACUGGAGAGACUAGAGAGUGAAGGUAAAGAGAGAGAGAAGAGUCUGGAAGAGAAAGACAAACAACUAGGAAACAGAGAUGGACUUCUGAAGGAGAGAGAUAAAGUGUGUGAUGAGAAAGACAAGCAGCUGAAGGAGAAAGAUGAUGAACUAAAGAGGAGGCAGGAGGAACUGGGAGAGAAAAACAAACAACUAGGAGAGAGAGACCAACGACUGGAGAGACUAGAGAGUGAAGGUAAAGAGACACAGAAGAGACUGCAAGAGAAGGACAAACAACUAGGAGAGAGAGAUGAACUGCUGAAGGAGAGAGACAGACAUGUGGAAGAUGUCAAAAAUGAAAACAUUAAACUUGCACAGCAGAUAUGUGACCUAAACACUGAGGUAGAGAGACAGAGAAAUGAGUUAUCGUUUAAAACCACUGAGAGAGGAGAGAUCUCAGAAGCAGCCCCCAAACUACCAAUCAGGAGGAGACGCAACAGCUUGGAUCUUCGUCCAAACAUGGGAGGAGAGACCCCAGAUACAGACCCACCACUACCACAGGAUGAAGGUUCUACUGUGGUCCCUGGAGUCAGGAGGAGACACAGCAUGGAACAACCUCCAGACAUGGGGGGAGAGAGCAGCAGUCCAGACCCUCCAGUGUCUCCCAGUGUGUCUGAGCUGAGACUGGUGCUGCUCGGGAGGACUGGGGCUGGGAGGAGGGCAGCAGGAAACACCAUCCUGGGCAGAGAGGAGUUUGGGGCCCAGGACAGCCCCUCUGCAGUCACCCAGGGGAGCAGGAGGAGAGAGGGGGACGUGUGUGGGAGACGGCUGGUGCUGGUGGACACUCCAGACUGGUUCUGCCCUGGACUCUCUCUGGAGGAGAUGAGACAGGAUGUGGGGCUGUGUGUCCGUCUGUCCGCCCCGGGACCCCACGCCUUCCUCCUGGUCGUACCAGUGGAGCCCUCUGAGGGGGAGGAGAGAGGAGCCAUGGAGAGAAUGGAGGACAUGUUUGGAGAGGGUUGUUGGGGACACACUGUCAUUCUGUUCACCCAUGAUGACAGUCUGAGAGAGCAGAGCAAGGAGGAGUUUUUCCAAACAGGAAGUCAGGACCUCCAGCAGCUUGUAGAGAAAUGUGGGAACAGGUACCACGUCCUCAACAUUAAGGACAGGGCCCAUGGCACUCAGGUCCCAGAGCUGCUGCACCAGGUAGAGGAGAUGGUGGCAGGAAACAGAGAGAGCUUCUACAGCAGUCAGACCUACCAGGGGGCAGAAGCCCAGGUCAGAGAGAUGGAGGGAAAGAUUCAGAGGGAGAGAGAGGAGAAGAUACAGAGGGAGGAGACAGAGAGGAAAGAGAAGUUUGAGACAGAGCUGCAGAACUCUCUGAAGAAGAUAGAGGGAGUGAUCCAGGAGCACGAGGGAGACAUCAGAACACUCAGCCAUCGAACAUCUGAACUGGAGAGACAGGUGAAGGAAGAGAGGGAUGAGGAGAAGAAGAGAGAGCUGGAGAGGGAGCUGAAGAGAGAGACUGACCGGAGAGAGGAGAUGGAGAGAAAGCUGGAGAGAUUUAGAGAGAAGAGAGAGAAUGAGAGGAGGGAGAGGGAGGAGAGACACAGGCAGGAGAUGGAGGAGUUCAGGGAGAACUAUGAAGGAGAGGCCAGAGUUGAAGCAGAGAGAAACCUGAUGAAGGUGGUCCUACCUGAGCUACAGAGGAGCAUCAUGAUCUCACACACUAAGAUGCAGAGAGAUUUCAGCAGACAAAUUCAGGAGAAGGAUAGACAGAUACAAGAGAAGGCUAGAGAGAUGGAGGUGAAGGAUAUAGAGAUAGAGAAACUGAUGCAACGACUGAUGGAUCUCAGUGGUCAGUUUAUAGAGGAGGUCAAUGAAAUCAGUGAAUGGAAGAGCCCUCAAACAUAGAGGAGGAGAUGACGAGAGAGGAGAGGAGGGCAAGAGUGUAGAUGAGGGGAGAAGGAUUUGGAUAUGUCGAACGCCCCUAAAGGAGCCUUCGUUUUGAUGGACUUUGGAGAAACAAAUUUUGAGGAAAAAAAAAAGAGAAUAAUGCUUAAUAAUGAAAAGUGUGCAUUUGGCAAAUGUGUUUGACUUUGUGCAUACGUAUAUCCAAGUUGUGCAUUAAAAAGUUGUAGAUGCUUGCAUACAUAUAUAAAGGUUUUGCAAUUUUCCGUG
Molecule: messenger RNA, 3352 nt
Organism: Osmerus eperlanus (European smelt)
Lineage: Eukaryota; Metazoa; Chordata; Actinopteri; Osmeriformes; Osmeridae
Product: trichohyalin-like
Exons: 6
Coding region: 104-3085 (993 amino acids)
Molecular function (GO): GTP binding
Source: RefSeq, a predicted model, not a curated record